This is a messenger RNA of Ascochyta rabiei, 687 nucleotides long. RefSeq lists its product as uncharacterized. The transcript has 4 exons. NCBI's taxonomy places the organism in Eukaryota, Fungi, Ascomycota, Dothideomycetes, Pleosporales, Didymellaceae. Gene Ontology annotation, molecular function: catalytic activity. The record is from RefSeq and is a predicted model, not a curated record. Bases 1 to 687 code for a protein of 228 amino acids.
AUGAGGGUUACGGCUGAGCAUGUCACGGACAUGAGAGGAUCGCGAGAUCUGGUCAGAGACGCUGAUGUGGUGGUGCAGGGCUACCGACCCGGCAUGCUUAACAAGUACGGGUUCUCGCCUGGAGGCCUCCUCGAGCUGACGAAAAACCGCGAACGGGGUCUGAUAUUUGUAAGAGAGAACUGCUACGGCUGGCAUGGGCCAUGGUCAUAUCGAAACGGGUGGCAGCAGAUCUCCGACGCGAACUGCGGUAUGUCGAUGGUGUUUGGUCGGGCCAUGGGUGACGACGAGCCCAUCACUCCCGUCUUCCCAAACUCAGACUAUUGCACCGGUAUACCAGGUAUUGUCGCAGUACUUAAUGCCUUACGGCGCGGCUCUGAAGGCGGGUCGUACAAAGUCGAUGUCGCGCUCAAAUACUACUCCCAAUGGCUCGUCAACAGCGUCGGCGUCUAUCCGCAUGACGUCUGGGACGACGUGUGGACAUGCAACGGGCGACAGAUGCUGAAAGCGAACGCCGGCGACGUCGUCCUGAAACCUGAGUUCUUCGAGAAGCGGCACUCGGGUGCGAUCGGUAAAGAUGUGCUGUGUAUCAAGCCAAUCAUACAGUAUCCGAACGGAAAGGUGGAGUUGAAGUACAACGUUGGCACGCGAGGGACGGAGUGGCUCAGGCGAAGUGGCCAGCGGAUCUGA